UUGGGGUUUUUUUCCUGUUCAAGAAUAACACCAGUCUCUUUGUUUCUUUCAGUGCACAACAUGAUGAUUCCAAUGUCACUUACCCUGCCCUGAUCUCUCUGAAGCUUUUAGCGUCUCCACAAUAAACCUGAGAUUACAGUUCCCUGCCGGAAUAUGCUCAGUGAGCGGCUCAAUUUUUGGAUGAGCUCUUUUGAAAUCCAUUUCAAAAGAUUAUAUAAAACUCUCUCAAAUCAAUUUUGAAGAAUUAUCUCAAGAUUAUCCCUUAGGUUGGUGUAAAUAAACUGUUAAUUUUGGCAGUUUUUAAAAGCUAAUGAAGCUGCAAUCAUCACUAUUUAACCACAAGACACAGGUGGUGCCAUGAUUGCUUUUGCCUGACAGGGCUUGCAGGAGGUCGUUGCUGAAUAUGCAAGACUUAGCGGGGCCUGUUAUGCCCAGGAAAUUCUCUAUCUUUGAUGGCUUUGCCCUCUGGUGGUGGGGCUUGCUCUUUGGAUUAUUCAUUGCGCGUGCAGAAGUGAUGGCUUGUCCCACAACUUGCCACUGUAUCGACAAGAGCGGCAUGACCGUGGUCCAAUGCAUGUCUCGCAACCUGGAGAACAUCCCGUCAGAUCUUCCGAGAGAUACCGUUGUCCUACUUUUGGCAUCCAACCACAUCACCCACAUCCCAAGCCACGCAUUCAGAGAACUGCACUACCUUCAGGAGCUGGACUUGUCCAACAAUGACAUUGAGACUGUGGACCUUGGAGCUUUCCAAGGUGUUUCAGACAGCCUCCUUGCCCUGGACCUAUCAAACAAUCGCAUUCAAAGUGUCCCCAAAGAGGCCUUUGCACGUCUACAUGCAAAAAUCAGCCUGUCCAACAACCCGUGGCACUGCGAGUGCAUGCUGCAGGAGGUCCUGAGGGAGCUGCGGCUGGACCCCGAGACAGUCAACGAGGUGAUUUGCCACACGGCGGUGCAGGAGGAGUACGCGGGCAAAUCCAUCAUCCAGGUGCUGGACUCAGGGAUCAACUUCUGCAACUUUCACCACAAGACCACCGACGUGGCCAUGUUCGUCACUAUGUUCGGUUGGUUCACCAUGGUGAUCGCGUACGUCAUCUACUAUGUGCGACACAAUCAGGAGGACGCCAGGAGGCACCUGGAGUACCUCAAGUCACUGCCUAGCAGCUCUCAGAUCAGCAAGGACUUUGACACCAUCAGCACUGUUCUCUAGCAGGGCUGAGGAGAAGGGGUGUGCGUCUGUAAAUAUGUGAGUAAAUAUGUUACGUACAAAAUGACUAAAAAGCUGUUGGUACACAUAAACCACCAGUGUUAAUGAGCACAGUGACUACAAUGAGCCAUUUUAAUUAUUAAAGCUCCAUAAAAGAGUUAUCUUUUUUACAAUUUCAUUAAAUAUGGGACAGGGAAAGCACAAAAUAAACAAAAUACUCCUUAAAGUCACAUUUCCAGGAUAGAUGUUAUAUCUAGACUGGAGAGACAAAUGUUCCCACGGUGGUGUCGAUCCACAGUGUGAUUGAAUUUGGACUGAGAUGAAUGAGGAGGACGGCCGUGUCCUACUGUUACUUUGUAUUGAUUGAUUCAUGUUCUUCAUGUCAUACGGUCUAGGUAAAGGCCUCUUUACAAGACUUUGGCUUAGAUAUGAAAAAGGGCAAGGUGUUGUCAUUCAGUUUGCACAACCCAUGCAUAAACAGCCCUGCCUUCAGACCUUACACAAUAAACUACUGAACCAGGAAAUAGGGUUUCUUUGUGCAAACACUGAAUUGUUUCAUGGCAAAUAUAAAAUGUAUUCAAACAAGGAAAGGUUGUCGUACACUGGCAGCUCUGAUGUGUUUUUGGUACAUCCCAAAAAGAGCUUAACAAGUUCUCUCUCAAAAUCUCAUCAUCCCAUGCAGAGGUUAUAAAAGAACAUUAACAUGUCCACUUUACUACUAAACAAUAUUCCUGCAUCUUUUAAACAAUAUGUGAUUAU
Etheostoma spectabile (orangethroat darter) is the source of this 1963-nucleotide messenger RNA. Its product is annotated as leucine-rich repeat-containing protein 3. NCBI's taxonomy places the organism in Eukaryota, Metazoa, Chordata, Actinopteri, Perciformes, Percidae. The transcript is spliced from 2 exons. The record is from RefSeq and is a predicted model, not a curated record. Gene Ontology annotation, molecular function: protein binding. Gene Ontology annotation, cellular component: plasma membrane. The coding region runs from base 404 to 1207 and encodes 267 amino acids.